Scophthalmus maximus (turbot) is the source of this 4974-nucleotide messenger RNA. It is a transcript of the gene plekha5, whose product is annotated as pleckstrin homology domain containing, family A member 5. NCBI's taxonomy places the organism in Eukaryota, Metazoa, Chordata, Actinopteri, Pleuronectiformes, Scophthalmidae. The transcript is spliced from 28 exons. Gene Ontology annotation, cellular component: cytosol. Gene Ontology annotation, molecular function: phosphatidylinositol-3-phosphate binding; phosphatidylinositol-4-phosphate binding; phosphatidylinositol-5-phosphate binding. The coding region runs from base 81 to 3884 and encodes 1267 amino acids. The record is from RefSeq and is a predicted model, not a curated record.
CCGCCGUUGCCAAGGUUUCCGUGUACGCGCUGCCGGAGCGAGCGGCGCCGCGCGAGCCGCGUCGUACAGUAUUGCCAGACAUGGCGGCGGAUCUACAGCCCGAGUGGAUUUCGUGCCUCCCUUCUUCCUGGAGUUACGGGGUCACUCGGGAUGGACGCGUCUUCUUCGUCAACGAGGAAGCCAAGAGCACGACCUGGCUGCAUCCAGUGAGCGGCGAGGCGGUGAUCACCGGCCACAGGAAAACCCCAGACUUACCCACUGGAUGGGAAGAAGGAUUUACCUUUGAGGGGGCACGUUGCUUUAUCAAUCAUAAUGAGCGGAAGGUGAGCUGCAAGCAUCCUGUCUCCGGCUUGCCCUCACAAGACAACUGCAUCUUUGUCGUCAACGAACAAUCUGCCUCCAAAGUGCCAGCGAAUGAGAAGAAGGAACGAGCGCCAAACAUCAUGAGUGAGGCCUCCAAUUACACAGGCGGUUCGGACUACGCCGCAAACCCCAGUAGCCCAGCAGGAAGACCCUCAAGGCCUUCGAAAAAAAUUCACAAUUUUGGGAAGAGAUCCAACUCUAUCAGGAGGAAUCCCAGUGCGCCAGUAAUGAAGAGAAACUGGCUUUAUAAACAGGACAGUACAGGGAUGAAGCUGUGGAAGAAGCGGUGGUUUGUGCUGUCGGACCUGUGCCUCUUCUACUACAGAGAUGAAAAAGAGGAGGGGAUACUCGGCAGCAUCCUCCUGCCAAGCUUUCAUGUAUCUAUGCUGUCUGUGGAUGAUCAUAUCAACAGAAAAUAUGCCUUCAAGGCAACACACCCCAACAUGCGGACAUACUAUUUUUGCACAGACACCGCCAAGGAAAUGGAGUCCUGGAUGAAAGUAAUGACAGAUGCUGCUCUUGUGCAGCAUCUGUCGGAGCCAGUCAAAAGGUUGGACCAACUAAAAGUGGAGCAGUGCGGACCGCAAGAGAUCAACCACGUGGCCAACCACAGGCCACCACUCACACAGCCCGAAAUCCAGAACAAUGAACGCAACCGCGAGGUCGACCUCGAGCACACUGCGACAGUCGCCUCCAUCGCGGCAGAAGAAGACAGGAAGCAGCGAGAUGCCGAGCGCUACGGCUUCCAGAAGGACGGGGCAGAGCGUGAACGUCCGCUCACCAAGAUCAACAGCAUCAAACUGCAGCCCGCCCAGGCAGCAGCCCUCAUGGCUAACAUCGCAUCGCCGCAAACUCCGACUGAGAUGGACGGGCCGCACCGUAGCCCCCAGGUUAACGGGUCUGGUGAGCAGUGUCAAGCUGACGGAACCAGAGACCCUCCUCAGCAAAGCCCCACCCACGAGCCGGAACGCACCCUGAGUAGGACCAGCUCAAUGCAGCAGCUGGAGCAGUGGGUUCGCACGCAAAGAGGACGUAACCAGGACGACGACACCAGGAGCAUCACGUCGUACCAGACGCUGCCUAGAAACAUGCCAAGCCACCGGGUGCCCUACAUGCCUCAUUAUGGAGAUGGCUACCGCAGUAUGCCCAGGAACAGCAUGGCACAGCGGGACAGCAUCUGCAGCAUGUCGCCGUCACUGUACGACCAGGUCCUGGGUCCCUUGCCGGCGGACAAGCGCCGCUCCAUGCGCGAUGACACCAUGUGGCAGUUGUACGAGUGGCAGCAAAGGCAGGCAUACUGCCGGCCACCAGGGCUCUACAGCAACAUGGCCAGUCCCAAAACCAUGAUCAACCUGUCGGAUCAUGCCGCACCGAGCCACUCCAUCCCCCCCUCGCCCUCCCACGGCUCGCUGUCCAUGUACGGUGGCUACUCACCGAUGCGAUCCUACAACAUGAACAGUGCUCAUCCCGAGGUUUCCUCCCCCAUCUACAGAAGAGACAUGAGCAUUGACAGAAGGCAACGGCCUCAAGUCAACAAGCAGUAUGCCUACCCACCUGACCGGAGGUCAAUGCCUGCAGGGAUCCCAGUCCAGACAAUCACUGCCCAGUCUCUCCAAGGCAAAACACCCGAGGAACUGACUCUGCUGCUGAUAAAGCUGCGGCGGCAGCAGGCAGAACUAAACAGUAUCCGGGAGCACACUGUAGCACAGCUUAUGCAACUAAACAUGGAUGGCGACAACCCAAAGAAUGACAUACUCGCUCAUCACCUCCAAAGGAACCUCAUGUUUUUGGACAAUCAGUUGAGUCCAGAAGACUACAGAGAACACUCCUACACAUGUGUACCAGCAGAGGUGGACAUAGAUACCAAACUGAGCAGGUUGUGUGAGCAGGAUAAAGUGGUGUGGACACAGGAGGACAAACUUCAGCAGCUGUACAGAGAGAAGCAUACACUUGAGACAGCGCUGCUGUCAGCCAGCCAGGAGAUCGAGAUGGGCGCCGAUAACCCAGCUGCCAUGCAGAGCGUCAUCCAGCAGAGAGACUUACUGCAGAGCGGCCUACUCAGCACCUGCAGAGAGCUGUCCAGAGUCACUUCUGAGUUGGAGCGGUCGUGGAGGGAGUAUGAAAAGCUGGAAGGUGAUGUGACUCUGGCUAAGAACAACCUGCUGGAGCAGUUAGAAGCGCUGGGAAGCCCUCAGACGGAGCCUCCCAGCCAGCAGCACGUCCACAUCCAGAAAGAGCUGUGGAGGAUUCAAGAUGUGACGGAGGCCCUCAAUAAACACAAAGCUCAGAGAGAUGCUAUGGAUGGGAUGGGCUUCUAUGGACCUAAGGCCAACUUCAGUAACCACAAAAGCGAGGAGGAGGACUCGGUACCCCCACGGCCACCCCUACCCCAGUCCUACGAGCCCAACCCCCCCACUGUGCCCCCUCUGCCCUCUCAUGCUGGUGUGCGCCCUUCAUCACUCCACAGGGCGGAAGACAGGAAAGCCAAUCACAGGAAUGGCACGCACAGUGGUCAAGACUACAGGCUGUAUAAAAGUGAACCAGAGCUCACCACAGUAGCUGAGGUGGAUGAGAGCAAUGGAGAAGACCGAUCUGAACAUCCGUCUGAUAAAGAACAUUCUGGAAAAGGAAUGUCCUACCCGGUCGGCAUCGUCCCGCCCAGAACCAGAUCUCCUGUGCCCGAGUCUUCCUCCAUAGCUUCAUAUGUCACGUUAAGGAAGAGUAAGAAGCCAGACCCCAGGACGGUGAGUCCCAGGACUUCAGUCUUCACUGCUCUGCAGGAGCGUCCACACAGCGCCGUGGAGCAGCAGCUGUGUGCUGCAGAGAGUGGCCGGCCCAGGAUGAGUGUGGAGGAGCAGCUGGAGAGGAUCCGCCGCCACCAGCAGGGUGCCCUGAGGGAGAAGAAGAAAGGCCACAACAUCCGGGGUGGCAGCCAGGAGAACACACCCUCUCGCAGUCACUCAUUUACUAAAGAAUCCCGCAGCAAGCAGUCCCAGAUGAGACGCAGAGAGGAGGUGAUGAGCUUCGACUUUCAGGAGCUGGAGGCGUCUCUCAGGCAGCAAGACGUGGUCAGGCAGCAGGAGACGCCCGCCGAGGAGAUUGCACGUCUCAAAGAAGCCUCGCAUGCUGACCACUUCAAUGUGGACCGAGAGCUUUCUGUGCCUGACAAAGUGCUGAUUCCUGAACGUUACAUAGAGUCGGAUCCUGAGGAGGCUCUGAGCCCGGAGCAGGAGGCUGAUAAGCAGAAGAAAGUCGACCGCAUCAAAGCCCUCAUAGCAAAAAACAGUAUGCAAAAUGCAUUGCCGAGCAUGGCUCUAAGCCCAGAGGAGGAGACUGAAGAGGAGGGUACCGUACAGGAGAAGGAGAAGAUGAUUAAUAUCUCCUAUGAACUGGCAGCUGAGGCCUCCAAACGCAGCAAGCUGGUAGCAGUGAAAAGCCUGUCAUCCUCCCCCCCACCCAUACCACAGUCUCCUAACACACCCCCUCAGCUCGCUGACGGGUCUCACUUCAUGUGUGUGUAGUAGCACCACACAGGCUCUGGCCUCAGUAAAAACCUACACAUGAAGGAAACUACCGUGGAAGUAUAACGAUGCCCCUGAAAAUGUACCCAAGGACAUCAGCACAGGGCCCCGGCCCACAGAGAGUGAAGCUGUCCUCUGGGGUCUUAGCCUUUUGACUUCUUUAUGCUCACUGUGACGUCUUAAGCUCCUGUGCCACCAACUACACUUUCUCUCCGACAUUUCUCUGCAAUUUGCUUUCACACCACUUUGAUCCAGUUUUUGUUACAGUUUCCCCCCUUCAGUUUUUUUUUUACAAGGCUUUUAAGUUUAAUUUUAUUAUUUAUAUAGUUUUUUUAGGUCCUUGUUUGGAUAUGGGCGGAUGUCUGUGUGUGUAUAUAUGAGGCUAAUAGACUGAGCUUUGUUUUUGUGCCUGUGGCCAAACGUUUUUGGCCAUGCCACAUUUUUCACCCAAAUAGCUUACAAGAACAUGUUUUUUGAUUAUUUUAGUUCUUGUAUAAAUCACUCAAUUUGUUUUUCAGACAUUGGUCCCCAGCCAACCAUUCAUAUUUAUCCAUUUAUUGUAAAGAACAUUUGCUGACGCGACAUGAGUAUAUAAGAUAUUAUUGUGGAUCCCGCCAUUACAAUGAAAGGUGGAGCCACUUUAUUGCUGCAGACUAAGAUUAUUUGUAAUUUUUCUUGUUUCUGGGUUGUAAUUAUUUAAAAAUGGGAUGUUCUGCAAUCCUCUCGCAUUGUUGCCGACACUUAUGUGAAUGUUCUGGCUUAAGUCAUUCUAUACUGUCUUUUAUUUUAAUUGCUGAGUGAUAUUUAAACUGAGAAGAGGAAAAAAAUCUGAUUUUGCUUCUAUUUUAUAUGUUGGUUUGAAAGAAAAAAAGAUUAGCACAUGUAAAAAGCAAUAAAAUAUGUUUGUGGAUCCAGGAUUAUUUUUUGUGUGUACAAAGUGUAAUUAUUAAAGGUUUACUGUGUAUAUAAUGUACAUGGUACAGCAGGAUGGGACGAUGUAUCCAACUAACGGUUACAUACUAUAUUUGAUUUGAAAAUGUUCAUAUCCCAUCUGUUUUAUAUCAUGUUAAAUAAAUGUUGCCAUUUUUAA